Messenger RNA from Panicum hallii, 1235 nucleotides. RefSeq names its product zinc finger CCCH domain-containing protein 1-like. The record is from RefSeq and is a predicted model, not a curated record. Gene Ontology annotation, molecular function: metal ion binding; mRNA binding. Bases 295 to 1047 code for a protein of 250 amino acids. NCBI's taxonomy places the organism in Eukaryota, Viridiplantae, Streptophyta, Magnoliopsida, Poales, Poaceae. The transcript has 2 exons.
CGAGCGGCGCAGGGCCCCCGACCCAAAUGCCGAUCCGGCCGGGCGGUCGCGUCCAGUCUGGAGCCAGCAGCCGGCGGCUUGUCCCCUUCGGACCCGAUCCCGGCUGCCACGGGCAGCGCCGCGCCGGGCCCCCAAUUCGCCACUGCCUGCCGCCUUGGCCUCGGCUCGGCACGCCCGGGCCGUCACCUCGUCGCCCCUCGCCUUAAAUCUACGGCCUGUGUCCGCCCGGCGGCUGCUCGGGUCACGCUACCGGCGCUAGGGGUAGGGUUUGGUGGGGUGCGGGGUGAGGCCAGCAUGAAGAGGGAUGCCGCCGCCGCCGCUGGUUUCGGGGUUAGCCGCUGGGAGGAGUCGCCGGACGGGGUGAUCGUGCUGCCCGCGGGGUCGGCGGCGCCCCAGCACGCCCGCCACCAGCGGGAGCGGGAGCAGCAGCAGCAGAACUUCCAGGGGGCGGGGGUUUUCGGGGAUCAGCACGCGGAGCCGCCGGAGAAGGUGUUCUACAAGACGAGGCUGUGCGAGAAGUUCGAGGCGGGCGGCAAGUGCGCGUACGAGGACGGGUGCACCUUCGCGCACGGCCAAGCCGAGCUGCGCCCGCCGCUGCACGUGCCGCCGGGGCUCAUCCUCAAGCGGAGGACGCCGCCGCCGCCGCCGACUCCUCCGCCGCCGCCGCCAUCCGGCGCCGACGCCCCCUACGGCGUGUACUACGGCAAGGUCUGCUUCGAGUUCAGGGACAGAGGGACCUGCCACUUCGGGGACCGGUGCUCCUACGCGCACGCCUCGGCGGCGGAGGUAGCAGAGAUGCGCUACCCUGGGGGGCCAAGGUCGGUGGAGCACGCGCUGAGGAACGCGCCGCCGCUUGCAAGGGUGGCGUACGCGCCGGGGCCCCGGGGCAGCAGCAGCAGCACCAACAGCUACGCACCGGCCGCGAGGGCGUUCCCAUCUGCUCCCGCCGCCGCGGCCGGGGAGGACGGGUGCAAGUUCAGCCGACUGGAGCUUCUGAGCCGCAAGAAGACGAGCGGCAUCUACGGCGACUGGCCGGAGGAGGACUGAGCGCUCACCGGGCGUCCCCCUACCCGCCGCACCCGCCAUGUCUACGUGCUGCCGCCGUUGAUCACCGUGACAACUGGGCAAUCUAUCUGACAUGCUGAACUGAACAAUGCUGCCAUUGAUGCUGUGCUUAAUUGUAUCUCGUUUGCUGUUGUAUCCGUGCAUGUAAUCCGUGUCCGAUCGAACCUGCA